Molecule: messenger RNA, 913 nt
Organism: Brachypodium distachyon (stiff brome)
Lineage: Eukaryota; Viridiplantae; Streptophyta; Magnoliopsida; Poales; Poaceae
Product: glycine, alanine and asparagine-rich protein
Exons: 1
Coding region: 126-653 (175 amino acids)
Source: RefSeq, a predicted model, not a curated record
UCGUGCUCGCGUGUCCGCGCCUUGCUGCCACACGUGAGACGUGACCAGGUCCUCUCCUCUUCUCCAUCGCUUGCUUUGCUUGACUUCCUCCACACACAAACCUAACACGCCAGCGGCCACUAACCAUGGAGAUCUCCGCCGCCACGGCCACCGCCGGCUCCUCCCGGCCGCCGUCCAAGCCGCUACUCCUCCGUCCCCUCGCUUCCUCCACGCCCGCCACCUCGUCCACCACAACCACCACCACCACCACCAUCCGCCGCCGCGUCCCCACGUCCGCUUCCGCAACCGUCCGCCGCCGCGCGCGCACCCGUCCCCCCCGCACCCGCCGCUCCAAGACCCUCUCCGACGGGGGCGGCUCUUUCUCCGGAGACGACGGAGACGGCUCCUUCGGACCCGGCAGCGGCGGGGGCAGCGGGGGUGGUGGCGGCGGCUGGAACUACGGGUUCGGCUCCGGAUCCGGACAGGACUGGGGCUCGUCGGACCCCGACGUCCCCGCGCCCAGGCGAUCGGCUGCGGAGAUGGCGCUCGGGGUGGUCUACGAACUCAUGUGCCUGAUCGCGCUCUCCAACUGCACCCAGUUCGCCGUGCGGAGGCUCGCUGGCCUGUUCGCCGCACGCGUCGCGGCGAUGCGCUUCGUCCCCACCGUCUGCUGAGGUUCCCCGCCUCUGGUCUCGUGACUUGGAUCGGUUCCUCUACCUGAAAUCUGCUCCUGUAUAUAUGUGCGUACCUGUGGAUUUAGGGGUUGGGAUCUUUGUUUCUUGGUGAUUGCUUCUGGCGAUCCGUGGAAACAACAACAAAUUCGUCGAAUUGAAAUGGAACAACAUAUGGAUAAGACCUUCUACUCUCGUUUAUUGGACUAGCAUUGAUUGCUCGGUGCAAAUUACAUUGAAAAGUACUCCACGUUCAUCCUUUG